CACUAGCAAAAAGACCCUGAUGAAGCUCGGAAAUGUGGUUGUGGCCGCGCUGCUGUUUCUGGCGUGGCUGUUUGUGGUAAUCGGCAUGGGCACGCUCGGAUGGAUGACGUCGGACAAGAACGGCGCAAAGGUCGACGUCGGCCUCCUGCGGUACUGCGUCGAGGCGCCGGGCACGUCGACGUGUAACUCGCUGAGCAAGAUCGGCGAGAACUCGGCUGAUGCCAGCAGCUGCAAGAAGAUCAAGCACGGCGGUGGCUUUGCCUUCUCUUUCCUGCUCUUUGCCAUCUUCCCGGGACUCAUCGCCAUCGCCACCAACGCCAUCGCGGCUGUCGAGAUGGAGGUCGGUCCGCUGGACGCUGCUCUCCUGCCCAAGCUCAACUUUGCACUCUCGACCGCCUUUGCUGUCCUUACCUUUAUCGCGUGGAUCUUCUACUGCAUCAUCUCGUACUCGACCAAGUGCUACAAGGAUUCGUUCAAGGCCGGCUACUCGUUUGCCCUUGUUGUUGUCGGCUUCUUCCUCUUCCAGCUGCCUGCUGCUGGCCUCAACGCCUGCGAGUUCCUCGGCAUCGCUGUUCCUGGCCUUGUCGAGGGCGGCGGUGCAGGAGGUGCCCAGGCUGGUGGCGUCUAGAUUAUAGACACUGUGAGGCAGAGAUAAACACCAUGUUCACUGUCA
This is a messenger RNA of Thecamonas trahens ATCC 50062, 673 nucleotides long. RefSeq lists its product as uncharacterized. The transcript is spliced from 2 exons. Lineage: Eukaryota; Apusomonadida; Apusomonadidae. The coding region runs from base 20 to 628 and encodes 202 amino acids. The record is from RefSeq and is a predicted model, not a curated record.